Molecule: messenger RNA, 6103 nt
Organism: Pezoporus flaviventris
Lineage: Eukaryota; Metazoa; Chordata; Aves; Psittaciformes; Psittacidae
Gene: GAD1
Product: glutamate decarboxylase 1
Exons: 17
Coding region: 716-2479 (587 amino acids)
Biological process (GO): GABA biosynthetic process
Cellular component (GO): cytoplasm; presynaptic active zone
Molecular function (GO): pyridoxal phosphate binding; glutamate decarboxylase activity
Source: RefSeq, a predicted model, not a curated record
GCCCUCGGCACCGGGGAGGGGGAGUUGCUAAGCUGCCGUUGUCACGGACCCCUCCUGGCUCAUCUGUGGCCCGCACCGUGCUGAGGGGAGCCGCACGGGGCCGCAAGGACGGUCGGGGAGGUGGUUCGGCCCCUCUGCCGGUACGCUGAGGUGCGCGGUGCUCUGCCGCCUGUUAACAGCCGGUGACCCCGGGUCACGCGAAUGCUAGAGAGGAAGAGCCCCCAGAGCCGGCCGCACAAGGGACUCGGCGGGGGACUUGCCGGCAGAAGCCCCUGCCCGGGGUGCCCGGGUGGCCUCCCCGCCGCCUCUGGGCAGCCCCACCGUCGCGGAGCGAAGCAGACGGGGUGCGGUGGGUCGUCCCUCCCCGCCCCAGCCGGUCCCCAGCCCUGGUGCGGAGCGGGGCGGAGGGGGUGGCGGCAGCUCUGUGACUCAUGCCUGCGUCGCAGCAGAUCAACCGGCGAUUCACGCUUUUAAAAAAGCAAAUCCGAGCACUUCUGGAAAAAAAGGUCAUCUCGCAUUAAAUUCCGCGGCACGAUUGGUAUUCCGACGUCGUGUCUGGCUGAGUUUAUAAGCAGCGGGUCGCUCUCAGGCUGGAGUCAUCCUGCCUGCCUGGGCUCCCACAGUACCAGUGUCAGCUCGCGCCCUCGCAAAUCCCAUCCCUCGAAGGAAUAUCCGAGGAAACCUGGGCUCCGGGGACUGGGUCUUUACUGAAGGGAUGGCUUCCUCCGCUCCCUCGUCCUCCAACGACGCUCCGGACCCCGCCCCGACUAACUUACGACCCACAACUUACGACUCAUGGUGCGGUGUGGCUCAUGGGUGCACCAGGAAGAUCGGGCUGAAGAUAUGCGGGUUCCUGCAAAGGACCAACAGCCUGGAAGACAAGAGCCGGAUCGUCAGCUCUCUGAAGGAAAGGCAGUCCUCCAAGAGCCUUCUGGCGUGCGAGAAGGAAUCCAGGUUCCGGCGUACCGAGACAGACUUCUCCAAUUUGUAUGCCAGAGAUUUGCUGCCCUCCAAGAAUGGCGAGGAACAGACCAUGCAGUUCCUGCUGGAGGUUGUGGACAUCCUCCUCAACUACGUGAGGAAGACAUUUGAUAGAUCCACCAAAGUGCUGGACUUCCACCACCCGCACCAGCUCCUGGAGGGUAUGGAGGGCUUCAAUUUAGAGCUGUCGGACAACCCGGAGUCCCUGGAGCAGAUCCUGGUGGACUGCCGGGACACGCUGAAAUACGGAGUGAGGACAGGUCAUCCUCGCUUUUUCAAUCAGCUCUCCACAGGGCUGGACAUCAUUGGCCUGGCCGGGGAGUGGCUGACAUCGACUGCUAAUACGAACAUGUUCACCUAUGAAAUUGCCCCUGUUUUUGUCCUCAUGGAACAAAUAACACUUCGAAAGAUGAGAGAGAUUAUUGGAUGGUCAAACAAAGAUGGCGAUGGAAUAUUCUCACCUGGAGGAGCAAUCUCCAACAUGUACAGUAUAAUGGCCGCACGCUACAAGUAUUUCCCUGAAGUUAAAACCAAAGGCAUGGCUGCAGUCCCUAAACUCGUUCUCUUUACCUCAGAACACAGUCACUACUCAAUAAAGAAAGCCGGAGCUGCACUUGGAUUUGGAACGGACAAUGUGAUUUUGAUAAAAUGCAAUGAAAGAGGCAAAAUAAUACCAGCUGAUUUGGAAGCAAAAAUUUUGGAAGCAAAACAAAAGGGAUACGUUCCCCUUUUUGUAAAUGCAACUGCAGGCACAACAGUAUAUGGAGCCUUUGAUCCAAUACAAGAGAUUGCAGAUAUAUGUGAAAAAUAUAACCUCUGGCUCCACGUAGAUGCUGCCUGGGGAGGUGGACUCUUAAUGUCCCGAAAGCAUCGUCAUAAAUUAAAUGGAAUAGAAAGAGCCAACUCAGUUACUUGGAAUCCACACAAGAUGAUGGGAGUGUUGUUACAAUGUUCUGCCAUUCUUGUCCGGGAGAAGGGUAUACUUCAAGGCUGCAAUCAAAUGUGUGCAGGCUAUCUCUUCCAGCCAGACAAACAGUAUGAUGUAUCCUAUGACACUGGAGACAAGGCAAUACAGUGUGGUCGACAUGUGGACAUUUUCAAAUUUUGGUUGAUGUGGAAGGCAAAGGGUACUGUAGGAUUUGAAAAUCAGAUCAACAAAUGCCUGGAGCUGGCAGAAUAUCUCUACACUAAAAUCAAAAACAGAGAAGAAUUUGAGAUGGUUUUCGAAGGGGAGCCAGAGCAUACAAAUGUGUGUUUUUGGUAUAUUCCACCGAGUCUCAGGGGCAUGCCAGACUGUGAUGAGAGAAGAGAAAAAUUACACAGGGUGGCACCAAAAAUCAAAGCACUGAUGAUGGAGUCAGGUACUACGAUGGUUGGAUAUCAGCCUCAGGGUGAUAAAGUCAACUUCUUCCGAAUGGUCAUCUCAAACCCAGCAGCAACUAAGUCUGACAUUGACUUCCUCAUUGAGGAAAUAGAGAGAUUGGGGCAGGAGCUGUAGUACAUUGAUUGAAUUGUUUAUUUCUCUAAUUCACUGUUUUCCAGUGCUGGAUAAUUUUUAAACCCAGUUCUGCAGAACAUGUUUUAAGGAAAUUCUCUUUCUGUGAGUUCCAAUCUCCUAAGGCAUCCUUAAAUAAAACAACUGUAGGAUACUGAAACAUAUAUGUAUUGGUAGAUCAUAUUACUGAGGGAAAAUGUAUUAUCUUGAAGUUGAAGUACAAUUGACUCUUAUGUUGGUCUUGUUUAUUGUAGCCAGCAGGAAACUAAUGAGUCCUAAAAUAGCAAAUUAAGAGCUCUGCACAGUAUAUAUGUACAGUAUAAAUAAAUAUAUAUAUAAUUAUAUAUAUAUACAUACAUAUAUAUAAAGUGGGUAUAAACUUAGAUCUAAGCCACAGCAUGUUUUCCACUUUAAGAGAAUUAACUUUUCCUUCAACAAUUAAUGAUGUGGAUAAUGUGCUACAGACUUUUCUGCCGGCUAAAAUUAGACAUAUAGAAAUGUUUCAAAAAUGUAGAUUCUUAGGAGCUAACGAAAAUGUAUAACAGUAUUAAAUCUUGUUGUUGGUGCUUCUCUUAAAUACGAAACAGCAAUCUCUAACAGCACCUUUGAGUAUAAUAGUUGUAUUUCCCCUUUAGUGUCACAUCAGGGGAUAAUAGUAGCAGAGUCAUUGUAACAGUUAUAUUAUUGCUGUAUUUUUAGAGGUUAAUUUGUGUAGAUUGUGUAUAUUAUUGUUAAAUGACUUUGUGUAAAAGGAUUUAAAUGUAAUAGUUUUGCAACAAGAUAACUGUUGAAUUGUAGGUAUAUGAAAUAUUUGCUUAUUUAUAUGCAGAGAUUUACCAUGCUGAAGAGUUGUCUUGUAUUUUCUUCCAUUUGUAAUGUAUCCUAUUUAUAUAUUAUUGAAGUUCUAAAUAAUGUUUAUGGUAUUUUAGUGUCUUUGUGAGCCAAAGAAAAAAAGACAAAAAAUUAGUUGAUACUUUAAUUUAAAUCCUAGUGCCCUUAAAGUAAUAACUUAUGGAUAAUUUUUCUGAAUAUAAGGAAUUCUAACACUGUGUAUAGACUGUCAAAUGAUGAAAUCCUUUUAAUCUAUUAGAAUUUUCAGUUUUAUUUAUUGUGAUGUCGGACUGUUUGUUCAGUGUUCUGAAUGCUUUUCUAGUGAAUAAUUGUUACUAACCAAGGCCCCUGUUUUUUAUUUGAAUUUCAGGACUAAUCUCUAAAGGCCAUUUUAACUAAAUUCUGUGGGAGUUUUAAGCAGCGUCAUUCUUUUAGUGAAAUGGAAUUCACUAUGUGUUUGGAGCUUAUAAAAUAAAUAAACCCAAAAGUAAUCUCGGAAUCUUUAAAUAUAGCUGGCUUGUCACAACAAUUUCAACUGGCUAGACUUUUCAAAGUAUAGGAACCAGAUUCAUCUUGCAGCUUAUUCAGUUUUAAUCAUUAGAUAAUCAAUACUACCAAAUGGAAAACUCUAUACUGGAAACAGAGUAGUGGAACAAAACGAAGAUUCAAUAAUCCGCUGUCUACUGAGUUACUGUCAUGGUGAUUAAUGGAAUAUGCUAAUUUCAGAUCUUUUCAUACAGGAUUCUAUGGCUACCUCCUAUAUAAAUCAGUAAUAAUUUGCUCCCCCUCCACCAAAUCAGUAAUAACGUUAAAUUAUUUUUGAAAGAGCCAAUGAAAUGCAGUAAUGCUAUGCGGUUUCUACAGCCUCUCUCGCCCCCUUCAGUCCUGUUGAAUGGCAGCUAGAGUGAGGAGAGUUUUCCAUUCUGCAGGUCCCACUGGUUGUCUUCUGAGGAUGCUGUCUCACUUCUUUGGCUGCUUCAGAGCAGGGAGAAGGAAGAAGCUGUCAUGGUGACUACCAUACCAUACAGAACAGCCUUCCCAGUUUUUCACAGGGCGUAUUGCUUAUCCCUCUUCCAUAACUUUCUACUUUUUGAGUACAGAGAGAAGUUUGUGUUAAAGAGGAAGUAUGUUACAUUCUGAUUUACAGGCUUCUGCCUGAUUUCUGGUCUCUGUCAGUUUUACUUUACUCAAAGGGCAGCUACAGAAGAUUGAAAGAUUUCUCUUUCUUCUUUAUGAGAAACCAUAUGAAAUAGUAUAAUCAAUGCAAAGAUACAUAACUGCUGACCUAGCUUCACUAGGGGAUUUUACAUCCGCCACACAAGCAGCAUCAUGUUCCUUGUGAUUUUUGCAACCAGUUCUUAGGUGGGAAUUUCUGACUUCCUCCACAUCUAUAGUCAAGAUAUUUCAGCAACUGUAUUACUAAAGAUUCCAACUUACCCUUAGUCCUCUAACCUGAAUAUUUUAACAUCAUGGACCUUGUAUCCAGCUCAUCAUUUCAAUAUUCUAAUAGUAUUUUAUUGUAUUUGAAAUAUUAUAUCUCCUUAAAGCAUGUAUCUCCUUAUAAACUAAGUGAAGAGAAUAAUCCUUAUGUAACUGAUCUGAACUAGGAAAUACCAUAAUAUGGCUUAUUAGCAUUCAUACAGCAAUCCUUAGACAGUCCUGAGAUGUAGUCAGAAAUAGAUACAGGUCUCUUCAGCACGUAUAUGAUGUUUUGCUUGCUAAAAUUUCCACUUCUUCAUUUAAUAGAGUAUCUUGUGUUUUGGGGGUCAAAAGCAUCAGAGGUUCUACCUAUUUCCAUUGUUGGUUUGCAAUUAGAUGGGAAUAAUGGAGCUCCUCCUGCCUGUUUCAGAAGUGAGACAGUUAACACAGAGGUGUUUUCUCUGAAGACAGGGGAGUUAGAUUUAUUUUCCUGCCCUCUGCAUUUUAUCUUGCCUUUCUGCAGUGUUGUGUCUUGACACAGAUGACACACAAAAUUAGAUUUUUGCAAAGCUUUUCAUUCUAAUAACAGGCUCUGGAGUGUUUCCCUAUUACAGGUACCAUGUUCCACAGGCACAGGGCUCCUAUUAAUUUCUGACUUGGUUAGCUGAUUUUAACAGAGCAGUUAUGGUCAUCAUUGAUGAUAAAACUCAUCUGUGUUUUCUUCUCAGUAGGCAAUUUUCAUCUGGUAUGUAACAUCUCACAUGUUACAGCUUCUCAGACAAAGCUUACCUGGAAUUUGCCUGCUUUCUAUUCCAUACACUGUGAGAGAUCAGUAAGUAUGCAUGCACAGUGGUGUUGACUAAUUCAAAGCAUUGUAAUUCCAGGUGAGUAACUUUAUUUCUGAGGUUUAAAAUAUACUCUAAGGUAGCAAUUUUGCUUUUAAAGUCACAUGAACAAUCACUGUAAUUUUGUGGGGGUGAAUUCACAUCAAACAAACAGUAGGCAAGAUCUUAGGUGAACAUGUAGCUGCAGUGCUCAACUGAUGUAAUUUAUUUGGAAAAGACUGACCACUGGACAAAAAUCAACAGCAGCUGUUGGUGUUGAAUGAGAAAAAUUCUGAUUGUAUAAUUAAAAGUACAUUUUAGAGAAGAGAGAUGAUACCAUUCACGGCAGAUAGACGGAACCAGAGGCCUUGGGAAUAACGCAGGAUUUUAAAUUCAUCUUGACUUAGUUCAUAAACUGUUUUUUGAAUGGUGAAAAAUAUGAAGAGAUUUUUUAAAUGGAAUCUCUGUUUUGUGGUUUAAGAAAUGUUGAAGUUAUAAAGAUAUGCAAUGCAGUUUUAAUUUUUCAAUAAAAGUUGAUCUUAAAACUGUCUAA